AAUUUUUAGUAAAUCAAGAUUGCUUCUAAUGAACUAACAGUUGCAGGUUUGAAGAUCCAUUGAUCUGAGCUUGUUGUAAGAUAUGAAAUAUAAAUGGAUCUGCUAGAAAUAGAGAAAUUAGUAAUGCAAGCAGCAAUGAGAGGAGAUGAAAUUGUGAAUUUAAGUCAUCGAGGUAUAACUAUCAUAACAGACAGUUUACGCAAACUUGUAAAUACUAAAAAAUUAUCUUUAAAUGACAAUAAAUUGUUGAUGCCUCCAACAGAACUUAGUGCUAUGACCAAAUUAGAGGAACUUGUCUUAGACCAUAAUCAGUUGACUGUAUUUCCACCUGGAGUUGGAAAAUUGAAAAAUUUAAUGUAUCUCAGUAUAUGUUACAAUCCCCUAGGAAUGCUUCCUUCAGACAUUGGACAAUUAACGUCACUUACACAAUUGUGGUUAGUAGAAUGUCAACUUAUGAAUAUUCCACGUGAAAUAGGGAAUUUGCACAAUUUAGAAAAAUUGAGUUUAAGAUGCAAUAAUUUGUCAUCUUUUCCUAAAGAGUUUUAUAAAUUACAAAAACUACGUUGGCUGUGUUUUGCUGAGAACUACUUUCAAGAGUUGUCAUCAGAACUUGCGAAUCUGACAUCAUUAAGUUAUGUGAAUAUGAAUCAUAAUCGUUUUGAAGAUAUUCCUGAAUGUUUUAGUGAGUUACCUAAAUUAACUAGUUUAAAUAUGAAAGGUAACUAUAUACAGACUGUUAGUGAUGAUAUGUUAUUAAGUUUAUCAAACUUAACCAAGUUUGAUUUAAGAGACAAUCAAAUAGUCACCAAACCUACACAUUGGAAGGGUUUAGAGUACAUACUAAUAGGUGAAACAGGGUCUGAUAUUAUAUCAGCCGACUCCGAUUCAGAAGGUAGAUUUAAGGUAAUGAAUGAUACAAGUACAGAUAAUGAAAGUAAUAAUUUAGAUGAGGAAAGUGAAGAAUGCUGUGAAGAAUGCUCUGAAGAAGAAAAUACAUUCCAGAAAGAAGACUAAAUAUACUAAAAAAAAGUAUCUUUCACCCAUGGAAUUCAAAGUCAGCAUUAUAUUAUUAUGUGUUCUGAUACAAGUUAUGUUAUUGUUUUUCUACAGAAAAAGAUUGAUUUUGGUUAUUCUUUUGUUCUGUGUUUAGGCUCACCAAUAAAGAUGAUACAUAUUUUAUAAUG
Molecule: messenger RNA, 1184 nt
Organism: Lottia gigantea (owl limpet)
Lineage: Eukaryota; Metazoa; Mollusca; Gastropoda; Lottiidae
Exons: 3
Coding region: 94-1014 (306 amino acids)
Molecular function (GO): protein binding
Source: RefSeq, a predicted model, not a curated record